This is a messenger RNA of Echinostoma caproni, 1125 nucleotides long. The record is from the annotation of a GenBank genome assembly. NCBI's taxonomy places the organism in Eukaryota, Metazoa, Platyhelminthes, Trematoda, Plagiorchiida, Echinostomatidae.
AUGGUGGAUUUGGCGGUUGCGGUUGUGGCUGCGGUUCCGGUUGCGGGUGUGGCGGCGGUUGCGGUUCUGGUUGUGGAUGUGGUUGUGGAUCUGCGUGUAAUCAAGGCUGUGGAUGUGGUGGCAGCAACUGCGCUGGCGGUUGCGGUCUUUGCAGCAAUUACGGAUAUUGUAAUGCUCGCUUACAUAGAACGUUUGUCUCGCGGAGCCCAGUGCACACGAGUUUGCAAAGACGCUCAAAUUUAUUCGCUUUUAUUCGGUCGGAAUGUGAACCGAUUCCAAGGAGGACGAGCUAUUUCAAAUAUGGCCCGGAUUUCCAAGACUCUAGACUAUCAGAUGCGCAUUGCAGCUUACGUGCGACUUCUGGGUGUUUUGAUGAGCAAAGUGACGAACUACUUGUGCUCUGCGUCCAAAAUAAUGACAAACGAUCAAGUGCUUCGCUCGGCUGACGAUAUCGCACUGAUGUUCUUACAACGUCGCUGCAGCGAGGUCGCUUAUCGUGCGUCAGUCACUGCCUUCAAGAAGGAUUUAGACAAUUCAAGCACGAUAGCACUGAAAACAUCCUUGGCAAUGGUGGAGCACAACGUUAUUGUUCUUGUAUACGAAGCCAAGCUGAACACCACUGACAACUAUGGUGGUUAUCGACGUAUGGAUAUCGUUUUCAAAGACAAAGACGAACUAUUAGGAAGUAUCGUGGAUGCAUUCGAAAGACAAACGGAAAUUAUGACUGACGCGGUGCUGAAUAACCUUCUGAAUCUGGUCCGGUUAACCGAGGAAUUUGCGGUUCGAGACUUGGAGCUGGCUCGCUUUGACAGUCCAGAAGAUGUUGAAGCCGAUACAGGAGUGAAAAUGCUACAAGAAUCCCUAUCAAAGAUCAAGGACGAAAUGUUUGAAGUUAUUCAAGUACUCAUGAACAAUUUCAUUGAUCCAUCAAAAGCGGAGAAGGAGUUGCUGAUCGUGCUCACAUCAAUGCCGCAUCAACUGAAAUCAGAUGAUACAGCUGCUAUUGAGGGUGUCAACCAAGCCUUCCAAAGAAUGUUGUACAACCCCGGUGUUUACAAAGAAUAAUGUCAUGCAGCACUGAGUAAUCUACUGGCGGCCAUGUUGGCUGUGGCAAACAUUCCGUGA